Molecule: messenger RNA, 10584 nt
Organism: Mytilus californianus (California mussel)
Lineage: Eukaryota; Metazoa; Mollusca; Bivalvia; Mytilida; Mytilidae
Exons: 8
Coding region: 31-3063 (1010 amino acids)
Source: RefSeq, a predicted model, not a curated record
GAUAAUAAAGUUCCAACUGAAAUCGAAUUAAUGGCUGACAAAACAUCUGUACCUUUGUACCUCAAAUUACUUGAGUCAGGCUCUGAGAAAAAGAGAGACAUACGUUUAGUAAUCGUUGGAAAGAAAGGUGCGGGUAAGACCUCAUUGGUUAAAAGAUUAUUCAACGAAGGAAAGAAAGGUGCUGGACUAACAUCAUUUUUAAAAAGAUUGUUUGGAGGAAAUAAUGCAGAUGUAACAAGCACAAAUGGAAUAGAAAUUCAUAUGAUAAAAUGCAAAGCAAAAUCUGGUGAUAGCAUUUGGAAUAGAUUAGAAGGCAACUAUGAAGAAACUGAACUUCAUGCAAGAUUAUUAAAACCAUACGAAGAAAAACUAGCCAGUGAGGACAGCUCAGCCAUCAUUGAAGAAGCAGCCCAAAAGACGUUUACGGACACCACUUCACCAACAGGUUUUGUUAAAUCAAAGGAACCAAGAACAGUAUUUCAGACUAAAAAACUUAAACCUCCAGUAGACACUCAAAUUAUACACCCAGUAGCCACUGAAUAUAAAGAAAAAAUCUCAGAAGACACUAAAUUUAACUAUUCAGAGGGAGCUCAUAAAACUGUCAAAGACAACACCCUCAUUACCAUUUUGUACAGACGUGUUGAUGAAUCAAAGGAAUCAAAAACUUUAUCUGAGCAGCCUGAAAAAAUAAAACCUCCAGUAGUCACUCAAGUUGAACCCCAAGCAUCUCAAGUAGCCAAUAUUUAUCAUGAACAACAGCAAAACCUGUCAUUAGAAAAAGCUCAUAAAGAUAUCAAAUCCAUGAUGGAAAAAUUUACAGUUGAUUUACAUGACAAAGAGGAAUAUGCCAACUUGUUAUUAUGGGAUUUUGCUGGCGAUGAAGAAUUUUACCACACACACCAAACAUUUCUGUCCCAAGAUGCAAUUUAUCUUGUUGUGACAAAACUUAAUGAGGCUGAUGACAAAAAUGCACAAGAAAUGUUUCAGUUGUGGAUGAAUUCAAUACAUUGCUACUGUAGACUUGACGAUCAGCAAAAUAAACCUGAAAGUUUUACUGCUAAAAUAGAUGAAAGUACUGAGACACAGGAAACAAAUAUUCUCGAUCCACCAGUGAUUCUUGUUGGUUCACAUAAAGACAAAGUCAGGCUUUCAAAGGGAGAAAAGAUAGAGAUUGAAUGCCAGAAGCAGAUUAAAAGCUAUGUGAAAGAUGUUUCAGAUGAUGCCUGUGGACAUAUACGAUCUCAAUACUUUAUUUCAAAUAACAAGGAUGAUGAUGGUGUAUUCCAGAAAAUGAAACAGGACAUCUUAAAUUUAGCCAGAGGAAUGAAAUCGUGGAAUAGAGAAUAUCCAUUGAAAUUUAUUCAACUGGAAAAAUGUCUUCAAGAAAGGAAGACAGGGUCAUCAAUUCCAAUUAUAACCUUAAAGGAACUUGAGCAAAUCUCUCUUAAAACACCAAUGCCAAUGAGUGCUGAAGAACUAAGGUUGUUUUUGAAAUUUCACCACGAAAUCAGAGCUUUAGUUUAUUUUGAGGAUCUUCCCGAAUUUAUCGUUUUAGAUACCCAGUGGUUAUCUGAUGCCUUUAAAUGCAUAGUAACAGCAGAGAAAUUUCAAUCAGAUAUAAGCAGGCAUAGAAUGAAGGACAAAUUGAAGGAUUUAAAUCUUAGAGGAAUAUUACAUAGUGAAGUUUUAGAAGAUAUCUUUAAAAAUGAAAAAAACAUUUUGUAUAGACAUGAUAAACAUAAAGAUGCUAUCCUGAAUUUUAUGGAGAAGUUUGAUAUUAUCAUAUAUGUAACCAUUGACGGUGCUGAUGAAAAACCUUGCUACUAUGUACCUUGCAUGGUCAAAUCAAAACCAGAAUAUGACAUAUAUGAGAUGUUUAAUGUGACCAACGAUACCUGUAAGAAAUCCACCUGGUUGUGUUUCAAGUUUAGGUUUCUACCACCACAUCUUAUUAAUCAUUUGAUUGCUGCACUAAGCAGGAAGUAUAGAGUUGCAGAAGUUGAUGCUACUAAACAGGGUAAAAAGCAAAUUGCUCUUUUCAGUGGAACUGCUGUAUUUGAGUUACAGGUGACAACAAAAUUAAGAAAAUUACUCAUAAUAAAAUGUCCAAAUGCUAUUCAAAUUCAGGUUUUGCAAUUUGGGGAACAAAUCAAAGGAGGUUUGUACAAAUACAUUGCUGACUUUUUUACAGAGGAAAUAAUCAAGAUAAUAAGUACAAGAUUUAAGAUGUCCAAUGUGAAAUUUGAGAAAAAGUGGGAAUGUGGCCAAACAAGACCAGAGUCUGUAACAGGAUCAUUUGACUUUAGUAAAGAUCAGGAUACAAAAUAUUAUUGUGAGACAUGUAAAAUUGUACAUGAGUUCACUGGUGAAUGGUCAGAUCAACAACAUAGAACAUUUGAUUUGUCUCAAAGUUCAUGGAGAUCUGAAAAUGUUCCAAGAUCUAAUCCUUACAGAGAAAGCUCCAGUCAAAUCCAAACUACCGGUCAAUCCACCAAGGUACGUGUCCGGGUCCAAGCUGGUGAGAGAGUAUUUUCAAAUGUCAAUGAAGAGGCAAUAGUUACAGCCAGUUCGGCAGGGUUCACAAAAGAGGAAAUAAAUUUUGCAAAGAUGGGGAUGAUUGCUUUGAAUAUUCUUGCUGAUGUUUUAUAUGACCUUUUAAAACAAGAUAAACCAAAUCUACGUCCAAGGAGAGAUUGUGAUAUAACGUACUUAUACAGUGAGCACAGGAAACUUAAUAAACAUAUUCCUUCUAAUGGAUGGGGCGGUCCAUGGCAAAGAAUUCAGACUACAGAUAUAGCUAUUGGAGAUGAUAUUGAGCGCAUUAGACUUACAAGAAAUGAACUACAACACUCUCAAAUAUUUCAUCUUGAAGAUAAACGUUUUAUUGAGUUAAGUAAUAUAUUAAGUGACCUUUUAAAACGAUUUGAUCACCACAACACACCAACAAGGCUGUAUACCGAUGAGCUGAACGACAUUUUGGCUAAAACUGUUUCUGCAGAGGAAGUUAAAUCAAUUAAAAAUGAAAUAUUAGGAAUGACAAUUGAAGUUGAAAUUGAGCAUUAAAUCAAACAGUUAUUUAUACACGUCAAGGGAAAUACACGUACAUUAUACUACCAUAGCAACAGAUUUGCAGAAGACCAUACCUUUCUGGAUAGGAGGCAAGAUCUAUAAUAGAGACGUAAUUAUGUUGAUGAAGCAUGUUAAAAACAGAAUGAAACUAUCUAUUCAUAAAACUAUAGAAAAAAAUGACCAAGAUGAAAAAAGUGGACAAAACGGAAAAAUAUUGGACUAAAGUUAAAAAUUGGACCAAUAUUGGACUGUAUAAAUACUAUUUUUCAAAUGUAAUCACAUGCUGCAAAAACUUUAUGUUGAUAUUUUUAAGUACAAUAUUACUUAUAUUGAUUGAUUGAUUGGUGUUUAACAUCACUUUCAACACUAUUGUGCUAUUUCGUGGCGGUAAGUUUUUAUUGGUGGAGGAAGCCGGAGUGCCCGGAGAGAACCACCGACCAUCGGUAGGAAAAAUGACAAUCCUAGUCAAUUAAGAUUAGAGUCGAAGGCACCUGGCGCGUGUGGGAUUGAACUCACAACCUCAGUGUUGACUUGCUAGUGAUACAGUAGUUCAACUACUAAGACCAAUCGGCCACUGAGGCCCAGAAUAAUGUUAUUAAUAUAAUCACUUUGUACAUAUAAAUGAAUAUCUAUGUUAUAAACAUGUAUUUAGGUCUAACAAUCACUACUGUGAGAAUACCCAUUAAUGUGCCAUGAAAAUUACCAAUUAAAUGAGGUCUAUUAUUUAUAGUUACAUUUAAUGGUACAAUUGUAAUGGCUUUGCCAUUAAAAAAGUUAAAAUUUAACCAUUAAAUAAACACUAUGAACCUGGGAAUAAUGGCCAUUAAUUGUAUUAAACCCUUAAUUUAUUCAUUUAUAUUAAUGGGCAUUAAUUAACAAGAUAAUGGCCAUUAAUAUCUCUCCAAUAACGGUUAAUGGUUAUUAGAUGUAACAGUAAUUAAUAGCACCAUUACUUCUCUGGGAAACUUAAUUUAUAUUAAUGCAUUUUAAAAGCCAUUAAACCGAAUUGAUAGUGGGCAUUAAAGUAACCAUUAAAUUUGAUUUGAUGACCAUGAAACAGUAAUGGGUACACCUAUGAAAAAAUUAAAUGGCCAUUAUUAUAUUAUUGGAUGGAUCAUUUCCUUAAUUGCCAUUAAAAUUCUUUCAUGCCUGGCAUGUUUCUUUAAUUGCCAUUAAAAUUCCUUCAUGCCUGGCAUGUUACUUAAAUGGCCAUUUAACUCGUUUAAUUGGUGGCUUGUUACUUUUAAUGACCUACAAACUCUUUAAUGGAUUGAUUAUUACUUUAAUGGCUUGAUAAAUCAAACAAUAGGCAUACACAUUAAUAUAUAAACACAAACAUAGGUUAAAAAAGUCUUUACUGUUCAUGAUAUAAUUGUGUCGACAAUCAAAAAUGUAAUUAAAGACCCACCAUACAUGUAUAUACAGUCAACUCUGCUUUAAUGGACCCUUUAUUAAACGAACCAAUGCAUAUACUCUCAAAAGUUACUAUCAUAAAUAACUAAUGUAAAAUAUAAAGUACAGGGCUUUAAAUGAACACCAUGUUUUCACCAAAGAGAGCAUGUUUAAAACAAGUUUGACUAUAUAUUGGUGGUUUAAAACAUUGUACUUUGUUCCCACAAGUCAUUAAUAAGGUCACAAGAUUUUGAUUAAUAGUUUAUUUUUUAAUUGUCCAUACUAGUUUGGAAUGGAAAUUAUUUUAAAAAAUGAAAAUGAAAGAACAGUGAAAAACUUACACAACUUUUAAAGAAAAAAUACUUUUAAAAAUGUGAAUCCCUCAUCAAAUUUAAGAAUCCUUUGACUUAAAAAAAAUUAAGAAUCUUUUGACUUAAAAAAAGAAUUAAUUAAAAAGUAGCACGAACCUUUCAAAAAUCAAAAAAACAAAAAAUAAAGUUUGUGUGGCCUUAUUGUAAAAUUGUAAAAAUGUAUGUUUUUAGCUCACAGGUGAUCUAAACACAAACAAAAUAAAUCUUAUAUCUGUGACUUAUUUUUAUUCCCUGCUUUCCUGAUCAUGAAUUAUUUAUCAUUAUUCUCGAAUUAUUCAUGAAUAUUCAUGAAUAUUCAUCAGCAGUACCAUGAAUUGAUAUGAAUGAUAUAUGGCACCUGGAAUAAACAUGAAUUUUAAUGGUGAUGGAAAAACAUGAAUAAGCAUGAAUAUAAUUCAUGUAUAUACAUCAGCAGAAACCAUGAAUAAUCCAUGAAUGGUAAAUGCCACCUGGAAUAUAACCAUGAAUAAUCCAUGAAUGGUAAAUGCCACCUGGAAUAUAACCAUAAAUAAUCCAUGAAUGGUAAAUGCCACCUGGAAUAAACAUGAAUUAACAUGAAUUUGGAUGGUGAUGAAAAAAACAUGAAUAUAAUAUUCAUGUAUAUUCAUCAGCAGAAAUCAUGAAGAAUCCAUGAAUUGUAAAUGCAACCUGAAAUGAACAUUAAUUAACAUGAAUUUAGAUGAUGAUGAUGAAAAAACAUGAAUAAGCAUGAAUAUUCAUCAGCAGAAACCAUGAAUAUUCAUGAACGGUAAAUGAAACCAUUUUUGGACAAGCAGUGUUAAAAACCCAAAUUUCCUCCCAUUGACACAAGGUAAAUAAAAUAAAAAUGUUGGAUUGACUCAAACAAAAUAAUAAUUUAAUGCAUGGUUUGUAUAGUAUAAAACAAACAGUGACUGUGGUCAGCUUAUACCUCACCCACAAACUGAAUACUUGUAUUAAAAUUAUGUGUCGGAUAUAAACUUCUGUAACUGUAAUUUAAAACCUGCUGUCUCCGUACUUCCAACUAGAAUUGCUGACUAAAGGUAACUGGAGUCUGCAUGAAAUCUGUUUCAUAUCAUUUUUAGCAGCUAAUAUUUGAUAAUUUAAUCCCCUAAAAGUACAAAAGUAUCCACAAAGAAUCAAUUGUUCAAGACGUUAUGAAGCAAUAAAUUUAUUAGAAACAUAAUUGCAUAAAUAUAUUAUACAUUAGAAGCCAUUUGGAAUCAAAUUAAUUACCCCCCCCCCCCCCUUUUUUUGUUAUCCCUUGAAGAUAAAACUGGCGACGUAUGAUUUUCAUCAAGUUCAUUCACACAAUUCAAUUUAAUUUAAUAUCUACCAGUUAUACCUGUUAAGAAUGUGACACCAAUUAUUCAUUAUAAUAAAUAUCUAUUUUCAGUUUUUGCUGUCAAACUUUCUGAUGUUGAUUUGCUUAAAUUAAAACCAUAAAAAUUUCAUAGUGCCUCAACAAAUUAUAUUUAUAAUCAUUAUAUGUUAAAUCAAAUACUUAUCUGAAAACAUCUUCAUAUCGGAUUUUCCAUUUUGAUACUCCAGCAGCGUAGAGUCGAUCCGGGUAAUUUCGUACAGGCGGGUAAUUAUCGUACAUAUUGCAUUUCGCUUGUUUGUCUGAUAAACUUGAGAAAUAAAGUGUGUUUUAAUAUUAUCUACUGAUAAUAAGAUAAGUACAACCUUGUAUGUUAAUGUUUUUACGAUUUUCUAUCAUCAUUUCUAUGAUCAUAGAAUAUGUACACAUUUGCCAUUUGUCGGAAAGUUUUGUUCGCGGGCGUUUUGAAAAGAAGAUCUCGUCCAAAAAGUCACCAGAUUUGUGAAAAUUCUAAGUUUGGUUAAUUUAAUGUAAGAUCGUUCUACUUUAAUCAAAAUUAAGAAAACUGAUGGAAACUGAAUGUCAGAAAUAGUUUGCAAUUGACAGAUACUUUUCGAUGUAGUAUAAGUGCAAUCAUUUCCAAUAAAACGGACUGGGAGUGGAUGUGUACGGUAUUACUCUACAGGGGUAUUUUACAUGCAAAUAUAAGGAGUCUAAUAUCGUGCACGCCAGCUUAAAAUAUGUUAUACAUUAAUUGAUAAAGAGAUUUUCAAUGUUGACUUAGCUUUGCUUAUAUUAAUUAUUGAUUUUUGUUACAUAAUCAAAUUAAUUGCAAAAUAAAACCAACAGAAAAAAAAAUUACAUAAAACAACAUCAAUUCGAUAUGGGAAGAAAGAGGUCAAAAUAUGUUUUUCUAUUCUAAGAACCACCAGUCCGCUGCCAUUUGAUUAAUAGAGAUAGACGUUGUUGUGUUUGCAAACUAUUCCUCCUUAAAUGCGAGGGUCCUCUGUGCCCCAGUGGUCUAAGUAGUUCAUCUUAUAUAUCGCUAGCCAGUCAACACUAAGGUUGUGACUUCAAACCCCACACAUGCAUGGCAGGUGUGUUCGAAUAUUAGUUGACUAGGAUUGUCAGUUUUCCUCCCCAACAAUAAAACUAUACCACAAAAAGUUGACAAACAGCUAUGCAAGAUGUUAAAUAUACAUGUAUACGUUAUUAAGAAAAUGUUCCAUGAAAUGCUGCUGGGACAAUUGAAGAUGAUGCUUUAAUUCAGGACUUAAAAUUAGUAAAAUCUGCUGCAGCCUCUCAGCUUACAUUGCGGGACUUGAUUGUAAAGACCGGUUGGCUUAGAGUUAAAAUUCUUUUCUGAAUAGGUUGACAUCUUUCUUCGGACUGAACUAGAACGUUAAAAACCGGAUGAGUGUAUUAUAGACAGGGUCUAUAUUCAUAUCACUUAUCAAUGAACUUAAAAGUCAUGCAUAUCACAUAAACCGUCAUGUUCUCGCCCUGAUGUCCAUGUAUUAUUUGCAUCUAAACGUUACUGCGUGUGUGUGUGUAACGUUACUGUCUGAAACACAAGUCCGUCAUUAUCACAUCUAAAUUUAUACUAAUAAUUUAUUGAAGCUUUAAUUCAAACAAAAAUCUUGGGACACUUGCUUUUUGGUCCUUCUUUUGUAAUUUUUGCAUAUAUACUCAAUUUGCCAAUAUAUAAUCAAAAGUGCAGUUAACUGAGUUAUCUUUGACUGUUUAUAAUGUUGUAUUCCGUUAUCAAAUAUACUGCCAGUAUCUACAUCACGACAUGGAGCUGUGAUACUGUGAAUUUAAGUGAAGAUUGAAAGACUUGAAGAUGAUCCUGGUAAUAAAUUAACUAGUCCAAAUCAUUUCCAAUUAGCAAUCAUAUUUUGAAUUUAAUCAAUAUACGGAAUUACACAUCAAGGUGUACGGAAAUACACGACAUCCGUACGAUAUACGAAACAGUGACUUUUCUGUUCGAUAUGCUCAUUCUCGAUAUUUUAUGUUGAAUGGCAAGGAAAAAGUCAAACAUUAAUACUAUCUACGAAUGAUCUAGUUACCGGUUUCCUUCUAGAACAUUGUAGUAUCAAACAGGGAACCAAAUGACAUUCAUUUAGGACCAAAAUUGUACGGAAUUACCCGGACCGACUCUAAUCACAUGUUGAUGACGUAAUUGAUCAAGUACGUUCACGAAGUUGAUUCGUCCCCUUAACGGUAUUAUAAGAAAUAUAUGAAGGGUGUCGCAUUAAAAACAUUUUUCAACUGGAGCAGUUUUUGAAACGUAUACAAAUUAAAAAAAACUUGUGUUCAUCGGCACAGGGUUCAUCCGAAUGGCGGCAUUAUCUGGGACGGUAUUACCUUGGGUCGGAAAUACUUAAUUCUGUUCUGUACAAUAAAAAAAAACACAUAGUCAUGACUUGUGUACAUUUUACAUACGUUGAGAAAGCAACGGUUACGAUGGACCAUGUAUCAUUGAUCUGAGGUUUUUCUAAGUUCUUUUAUAUGCCAGACGACUAUUAAAAGUAAGGCACAUACCAUUAAAAACACUUAUCAUGAAGUACCAGAGAAAGAACUGAAAAUAAGGCGGAAUAAUAUUAUUAAAGAUGUAUUACAAUUCUACCAAGAUUCAACCAUCCUUAAUUUUAAAAUUAAAGUAAUAUUUGAAGGAGAAAUUGGAGAAGAUUUAGGUUGACUUACAAGAGACUUGUUUUCCUCAUUUUGGAAGAAAGCAUGUCAGGGGUUUUUCCGAGGAGACUGAAGAUAGCGUUGUUUCCUCUCUUCCUAUCCACAGAAGAAGAGAAGCUGCAGAGAUAUUUGGAAGGGUGUUGUGUCACAUGAUAGGUGUGUGUGGUAUUUUACCACCAAACUUGUUUCGAAGUUUACUGUUAUACACUAUUUCUGAUCAAGAAAUUAUUGACCAGAAGUUGCUUCUUCGGGAUUUUUUGCUCCGUUUUUCUUUUCCUGAGAGGACUCUGGUGAAGCGCCUUCUGAGCUCUUCUCAUUGGUCAGAGAGGGAUAAAGGUAUGAUUGCAAUUGUUUUAAACGUAUGGAAUGCAGUUAUAUCCUUCUGUUGAAAUUUGAAAAAUCAAAUUCUUGAUAUGGCUAACAGUGAACUUCUAGACAAGCCAAACCAUUUGUGCAAGUUCCCGAAAAAAGGUUUUUCUGAUUUCUUUGUUGACAUUUUUUUUUUCAAAUUGAACUCAAUUUAUAUCCCACUUUUUUGCCUCACUGCUGCCUAGUAGAGAAAAAAAUUUGGGCUGUUUGAAAACAGAUGAAGUUCUAAGAGCUGAUGAAGAGGCUGUGUUUUGUUACCUCCAAAAUUUAAUUAGAGAAAUAUCCUUUGAAGUGUUGGAGCAAUUUAUAUGCUUUGUAACAGGAUCACCACUUAUGCCAACAGAGGGUAUAAACAUGACAUUUAGUAAUUCCUUUGGACUCAACAGAUGUCCUCGUGCCCACACUUGUGGUAAUCUGAUAGAUUUGCUUGUUGCAUAUGUAUCCUAAUAAGAGUUUCGUAGUGAACUGACAAGUAUUGUGACCAGUGAUGAAGCAUUCACAAUGAAUGCCAUUUAAUAUACUGCUGUAUACAAAUAACAUUGUAUUUUUAAAGGCUACUGGCAAAGCGGAUGUAUUUGUUUCGGAGUUGUAGAUUACUGGCAAAGGAGGGAUAUGACCCAUGCACUUAGUGGUAUGUCAUGAAAUUUUUAAAUGUCUGUAAUUUUUUAAGAUGUUGACUGGAUACUUGGUUUGUAUUUCAGUAAAAUUGUGUAAUUUGUUUUAGAAUUCUGACUGUUUUUUUCCAGUAUGGGAUAAUGUACUAUUGCAUGUACAGAGGAUUCCUAUUCCUGUUAAUCACAUAGGAAUUCAAAACACAAAUCAAUUUCCUUAUCAACAUAAACCAAUUUUAUUCUUUACCUGCAUAGCAAAAAACCAAAAUUUAACUCAAAAAUGUACCUGAAUGGUUAAAACAACAAUAUGUUGUUAGUGAAGUCCUUCAGUUUUUGUAAUAAAUGUUUGGGUACAACAAUAGUUUCUCUUUCCUAUGAUUUUACAUUGAAACCCAAGUACCUGUUUUUGUCAUCAUUUUCUCUGACAAAUAGGCUAUGCAAUUGAGAGGAAUUUACUGUAUUUGUAAUACUCUUGAAAAUCUUGUUUAGAAUGAAAUAAUGUGAUUGUUCUCUUUAUGCAUUGUUGUUAAUAUUUCUUUUUAAAUAAUGUAAAAAAACUGUUUACAUUUUGUUAUUUACUAUUUGCCUAUUUAGAAUAUAUAUUUCAAUAAGACUUUGGAAGAUGUCCGGAAAAGGAGCUCAGAUUGCUUGGUAUAAUCUACCUUAAUCUCCUGAUUUUGAUGACCACAAUAAUGAAGUUAUUUCUAGAUUUGAUGAACUGUUUUGUGUUUUUUCAAAUGUUUAUUUUAUAUGAUGCGAAAUAAAUUUAUGAGCCUUA